AUAAAAUUUUCUUCGGCAAAACAAAACAAGAAGAAGAAACAAGAGAUCGAAAUGAUAAAAUAGAUUGGCCAAAGAACAGAAGGUCUUUAUGAAAACAUUGUCAUUGUAACAACAGAGUGAUAGUUGAGACAAUUAAGUACGCAUGACUUUCAAAAGAAAUAUGCUUCAUUCGUUGUUUACGAAUCGUCGGCUCAUCAGUCAACGAGUGCUUUUCGUCCCAGUCGGUCUAUUAUUUGCUGCUACUGCCGUAAAUUUACAAAGCUGUCCGGCUUCAACAGUAAAAAUGGAAAAUCCAGCGGAUUACAAAAGUGCCGAGUCGAUCUAUGAUUUUACAGUCAAAGAUACAUUCGGAAACGAUGUAAAACUCGAUAAAUACAAGGGACACGUCGUUCUUAUCGUCAAUAUUGCAUCAGAAUGCGGACUGACAAAGAACAACUAUGCUAAAUUGAACCAAUUGAAAGACAAAUACUACGAAUCCGGUUUGCGUAUCCUAUCGUUUCCGUGCAAUCAAUUCGGAUCACAAAUGCCCGAAGAAGAUGGCGAGGCGAUGGAGUGCCACCUAAAAUCGGCAAAGGCUGAAUUUGGCGACCUGUUCAAGAAGAUCGAUGUGAAUGGUGACAAUGCAUCGCCUCUGUUCAAGUAUUUGAAAUACAAGCAGACUGGCACACUGGGAAGUGCUUUAAAGUGGAAUUUUACCAAAUUUUUGGUCGAUAAAAAGGGGCAACCAGUCGAUAGAUUUGCACCGACGACCGAUCCGAUGGAUAUUGCAUCGGCGAUUGAAAAGCUUUUGUAAUAAUUCAAUGAAAAUACCAAAAAAAUAUUUUCUUUGUCCGUUGUUCAAUUUUUGGAUAUUUCAAUCGGCAUGCUCGACGGUUGAGAGUGUGCAUUAUGUGCAAUAAGUACCUCUAAACGGUCACAUUAUCACCAUUUUCACAUUACAAUUAGUUUAUUUUACCUGAUGAUAUUGCAAUGUUUUUGAAGUACAUUUACCACUGUUAUGCCUAUUUUUAGCACAACAAAUGACUCGGAAUUAAAUUACUGCGACCACAUUUACAAUAAACACGCUAGUUAUCGAUACAUU
This is a messenger RNA of Bradysia coprophila, 1081 nucleotides long. It is a transcript of the gene Gtpx, whose product is annotated as phospholipid hydroperoxide glutathione peroxidase Gtpx. The record is from RefSeq and is a predicted model, not a curated record. Gene Ontology annotation, biological process: response to oxidative stress. Gene Ontology annotation, molecular function: peroxidase activity. NCBI's taxonomy places the organism in Eukaryota, Metazoa, Arthropoda, Insecta, Diptera, Sciaridae.